Messenger RNA from Vigna umbellata (rice bean), 613 nucleotides. The record is from RefSeq and is a predicted model, not a curated record. NCBI's taxonomy places the organism in Eukaryota, Viridiplantae, Streptophyta, Magnoliopsida, Fabales, Fabaceae.
AUGACAACAGAAAAUAUUUAAGGGUGAAAGAGACGUGAAUGUGCAACAUUGAGUUGAAGUGGUAAAUGAAAGCAGAAGUGGUAUCGAUGGUGAUGAAUAAUGCAGCAGCGUCAGCGUUGGUGCUGGUGGUGUUGGUGAGCUCCGCAGCGGCAGCGGCGGCGGCGAUGGCGGAGGGAUGCAGGGAGGAUCUAAUAGCGUUUUCAGGAUGUCUGGCAUACGUGUCGUAUCCGCCGAAUAACCUGACAGAAAGUCCUUCGGAGAAGUGCUGCAUGGCGUUCUCAAGGGCGGUAGAAUCGGUUUGCCUCUGCUACGUUGUCGGCGACCCUCUGAUCCUUGGCUUCCCUCUCAACACGACAAGACUCUUCUCCCUCUCUUCCCUUUGUCCGUCUCCAUUCUCAACCUCUUUUCCCUCUCUUUGCCCUUCAAAUUCUUCUGCUCUGCCUCCUCUCACCACCGCAUCGAAUCAAACUGGGGGAACUUCUGUCAGUGAGUCUUUCAUUUUCUUCUGUUGUUAACUGCUUUCAAAGACAUGAUAUAUCUAAACAAGAACCACGUCGUUAUUAUUAUUAUCUUUAACAAUAUUCAUGUAGGAGCAGGAGGAAGAGGAGGAGGA